AUGAUGGAACAGCUCAAGAUUACGCUUGCUGGAGCCCCGUGUGCGCCUUUUGUAUCUGAGCUGAGUGGUGUAGGUCUACGUGCUACCCAAAAAAUUGUUACCCAACGCAAGUUGUUCAGAGAGGAGCCCAUUAUUGGUGGACAGUAUUCAUGGGGCAUUGUAUAUGGGUAUGAAGCCUGUCAUCACUGCCUGAAAUCUCUUGAGACUCCUGUAGGAAUGGUACAAAGACUCUCUAAGGAUAAAGAAUUGACAUUACCAAUAGCUGAUCACAUGCCUUCUGUUGAUGUUUCCUCGUUUGCUUUUUGUCCAGGUUGCAAGGUUAUGUUCUGUUCUGAUGCAUGCUUGAAGACAGCUCUGGCUCAAUACCACACUCCAGUUUGCACUAAUGGUGAGCCAGAUCAUCCUCUGGUUAAGUUAGAUGAAUUGUGGAGAAACAUGCACUAUCCCCCAGAAACAACAAGUUUAGUUAUGAUCAUCAAGAUUAUUGGACUCUCAAUUACGUCAGGAAAAAUACCAGAAAUCUUUGGAGAAUUUUAUCAAGCAGUCGAGAACAGGGGAAAUACUCACAAAGUUCUUAAACCAGAAUUUAUAUCACAGUUGGACCUACUUCGAGAUGGGCUACUUCAAAUUUUUGGGAGCAAUUCUCUUGUUCAGCAGCUUCUUCUCAGAGAAAAUUUCAUAUCCUUGAUAGCUCUGAUAGGAAUGAAUGGUCAAGGAAUAGGAACGUCAUCAUUCGCAGACUAUUGUAAGCGAUUAGAACAUUUGCCCUUAACAAAAGACGACAAGGAUAACCUUGAUAGACGGAUAGAAGUGUUGUACGAUAAGAUAGAUGAGGAAGUGGGUAGAUUCACUGACGUGGAGGGAACUGGACUUUAUGCUCUGCAGAGUAAACUUAACCACAGCUGCGAUCCUAACGUUCAGAUCGUAUUCAGCUCUAGUAACCACGAGUUGAGUGUAGAAGCUUUGAGGGAUAUUCCGGAGGGAGAAGAACUGUGUAUUUCCUAUCUGAGCUGCUGUCAACUUGAGAGUUCCAGACAUUCCAGAAGAAAGUUCCUACUCGAGAAUUAUCUGUUUGAGUGCGAGUGUGGGAAGUGCAGAGCUCAAAUUAACGACCCAGAUGUUACAUCAGAUGAAGAAGAAUACGACAGCGAUGAAGGAAUGGAAUGUUAAAUUGAGAUCAUAUUUCUUCAAACUGUCUGAGCUACAAGAUGAUCUUGAAAUCAUCAUCCCUAAUUUUUAGCUAUUUUAUUAUUAUUUCUGUUUUGAAUGGUAUGAAAUCGGUUUUUAAGAAGUACAUGGCUUAAUUUAUUUAAUCUUUACUAGUACUGCAUCUUUUACUUUCAAUUUUAUUUCUUAUAUU
Messenger RNA from Bolinopsis microptera, 1360 nucleotides. RefSeq names its product histone-lysine N-trimethyltransferase SMYD5-like. Gene Ontology annotation, molecular function: protein binding; histone H4K20 methyltransferase activity. The record is from RefSeq and is a predicted model, not a curated record. Lineage: Eukaryota; Metazoa; Ctenophora; Tentaculata; Lobata; Bolinopsidae. The coding region runs from base 1 to 1170 and encodes 389 amino acids. The transcript has 10 exons. Gene Ontology annotation, biological process: negative regulation of gene expression, epigenetic.